UCCCUAACACCACCUGCCUGCCCUCAGCUUUGUCAUGUUGCUGCCACUGCUGGGCGCCUGUGCUGUGGUGGGGCCAUUCCAGGGCCCUGAGUGGGAGCCAGUGCAGGACCUGCUCUCUGAGGAUCGCAGCUGCAGGGACCCUCGGUGCUGCGGCAACCUGCUCAUCCUUUGCCUCUUUCUGAUCUGGCAGGUCCGGCACUAUUGGCACCAGGCCACCAGGACUCACCUCAACAUGAAAAAGGUCAUCAAGGUGCCACCACAGAAGUGGGCAGUGCCCUCCAGGAGACAUGACACUUGUUUUGGGCUGACUCCUGAAUUCUUCAGUCCUGGAAAGUUCAGGGGCCUGGAUGCUCAUGUGCAACAAUGGGCACAAAAGAAGAGAUGGGAAUACCAGAGGAGCCUCCAGGAGUCAUGGGCCAAAUACCUGCUCUCUUGGCAACACCUAUGUCAGGACUCACCUUGGGAUUUCUACACCCCUUCUGAGCCCAUCUUUUGCACCACCUCCUUUUCAAGCACCUUUAUGUUUCCUCAAGACAGUUCUUGGGAAGCAUGGCAGGUACCCUGGUGUCUCAGCGAUGACCAGACUCACUUGAUUUGCAAGCCACUGCCCCUGGCCCUGGACAUGUACCAGAGGAUGGAGCAGCUGCUUGUCCACUCCCAGGAAGCACUGGUGCCACUGGAGCAUGUUGUCAGCAUGAGAUCCCACCCUGCCUCCAUGACUUUAAUCACCACUCUCCCAAACCUUCCUUCAGCUCAGAGGCUGCAGUUCUGUUCCAGAGAGUUCCUGCCUGUUCCUUCUAAUCAACAAGUGGGAAUGCCCAUCUGGAAGUCCUGGGGCUGCCCACAAGAGGCCUGGGUACCAGGGAGGGAAACCCAGACACUAGGAAGAGAGGAUAGUAGAGAGAUCCAGGCUCCAGGGUGGGUGAACCAGAGAGAGAACAGAGGGGAGAAUGCUUGGGAAAUUCAGGCAUCUGGAAGACAACUCCCAAUAAACUUUGGGAUGGAGGACAAUGCAGAGACUAAGGUCCUGGAGCAGGAAAGCCAGAGACUAGUAAUAAGAAAAGCUCAUGGAGAGAUCCUGACACCAGGGUGGGAGAACCAGGACCAGGUGGGAGUUGAGAAUAGAGCCCACAUUCAGGAACUAGGGAAAAGAAACCAGAGGGAAGCUGGAGGUGAGAAUCCUCCUGAAACCCGAGCACAUAGAGGAGAGAACCGGGAACAGUUAAGAUGCAAAAUUGAUGCAGAGACCCAAACACCAGAGUGGGAGAACCAGGGUGGGAGUAGAAACGAAGAUGCUGUAGAGACCCGGGCAUUUGAGAAGAACAAGAGAGAAGCCAGAGGGGAGGAUGAAGGAGAGAUCCAGGCCCAAGGAUUGGGGAAGCAGGACCAGACUGGAAGUGAGAAUGGUGAGGAGACCCAGGUGCCAGAGUGGGGAAAACAAGACCAGCUUAGAGGCGAUACUGGUACAGAAAUUCAGGGAGAAGAGAGGAGAAACAAGGACCAGGAUGGAGGUAAGACUGUUGUGCAAUCCCAGAUACCUGAGAGGGAGAACCUGGGAGAAGUAAAAAAAGAGGAUGGCAUAGAGACCCAGGUCCUGGGGUGGGGAAAACAGGAAUGCAUUGGAAGUGAGAAUGUUACAGAGAUCCAGACACCAGGGUGGGAGCAGCAGGAUCAAGGUAGAAGUGAGAAAGCUGGGAAGAUCCAAGCAUCUAGAGGAGAGAUCCAGAAACAACUAAAACAUGAACUUCGGGUGGGGUGGGGAAAUCAAGGCCUGAGAAGAGGUGAGGAUGUGGGGGAAACCCAGAUAUCCAGACGGAAGAACCUCAGGGAGAUAAGAGAAGAGGAUUGGGUGGUGAUCCAGGCACCAUGGUGGGAAGACAAGAGACCAGUAGCAAGUGAAAUUGACAGACAAUUCGAGAUACCAUGUUGGGGGAAUCAGGACCAGAUUGAAGGUGAACACAGGACAGAAAUUCAGGCACCAGAGAAGAGAGACCAGAGGAAGCACGGAGAUGAGGAUGGUACAAAUACCCUGGCACCCCAGGCAGAGAGCCAGGGACAAUUAAGAGAUGAAACCCCUGUAGAGACCCAUCCACCAGGGAGGAGGACCCAGGAGCAGUUUGGAGAUGAGAAUAGUACAGACAUUCAGGCACCAGUGAAAAGAAACCUGAGAGGAGUUAAAGGUGAAGAUGGUAAAGAGAUCCAGGAACUUGCGGAGGAAAACCAGGGUCAGUUAAGAAGUGAAAUUAAUGCGAAGAUUCACACACCAAAGUGGAAGAAUCAGGAACACAUUAGAGGCAAGGAUGGUGCAAAUGCCCAGGCAUCUGAGGCACAGAACUGGGGAGAAUUAACAAGUAAAAUUGAUGGAGAAACUCAUUCAGCAGAGUGGAAGGAAGCAGAGCAGGUUGGUGGUAAGAAUGUUGCAGAAAUUCAGGCACCAGAGAAGAGAAGCCAGAGAGAAGCUGAAGAUGAAGAUGAUACUGAGACCUGGGUACCUGGGGAAGAAAACCAAAGUCAAUUAAGAAGUGAUAUUGAUAGAAAGACCAAUUUAUCAGAGCCGAAGAACCAGGACCAGAUGGGAGGUGAGACUGGAACAGAAAUGCAGGCACUAGAGAAGAGAAACCAGAGAGAAGCUGGAGGUGAGGAGGGUGUAGAGAUCCAGAGACCUAACAGAGAGAACCAGGGACAAUUAGAUAGUGCAAUGGGAGAGAGCCAUUCACCAGGGAAGAGGAAUUGGGAGCAGACUAGAGGAGAGAAUGAUGCAGAAAAUCAGACAUUGGAGAAGAGAAACCAGAGAGAGAUUAGAAGCAAGGAUGGUAGAAAGAUCCAGAGACUAUUGAAAAGUGAAGUUAAUGAAAAGACCUGUUUAUCAGAGUGGAAGAACCAGGAGCAGAUUGGAGGUGAGAAUGGUGCAGAAAUUCAAAUACGAGGGAAGAGAAACCUAAGAGGGACCACAGGUGACGAUGUUACAGAGACCCAGCCUCCUGGGGGAGAUUACCAGGGACAGUUAAGAAGUGAAAUUGAUGGAGAGAUCCAGAUACAAGGGCAAGAAAACCAGAACAAGGGUGGAGAUGAGGAUGCCGCAGAAAUCCGGGAUGUAGGGAGCCAGAGAAAGUGCAGAGCUGAGGAUGCUGACGGACCUCAAGUUCCUAGUGGAGGAAACAAGGACCAGGUCAGAGGAAAGAAGGCUGCUAAAGGUAAUCUCCGAAUUGACUGUUCAGAGGGUGAAGGGCCCCCAGCCCUCACUGGCUCCAGAUAUGGGGCCACGGAACAAGAACAGGUAGUGGCCUCUGCUCCCUGUCCUGAGAUAAAGCCUCUCCCCGACCAGGGUGAACUCUUCCAGCUUGCCAGUGGUGAGGGAGAGUAUUUGGCCAGCCAAAGGAUGGCUCCUACCAGGAAGCACAGAACGAGGGUCAGUCCAGCUUCCCAGCAGGCCCAACCUAAACCCCAGAGAAGCCGACAAAGGGACAAAGGGGGGGAUCCAGGGAAGGCCUCCAGCCUGACUCGGCAGCUCCAGAAUCCACAGUCUCUGGCUACUCCCCUGGGCCUACCCUCUGCCUGCCCCUCUCUCUCUUGUAGCCAUGCUCCCCAAGCUGCCACAGCUCUGGUGGGUGAUCCCACUGCCCUCACUGUCCUGCCCAAGUGGCCAGUCCUCAAGAAGAGCCAACAACUGCUUCUGGAGUCCCUCAUGCGGCGGAAGAUUGCACACCUGAAGUGGGGCCUUCCCCAGCAGAUCCUGGAGUCCUAUGUGCUCUUUAACUUCUUAGAACCAUGCCCGCUGCCCCUUGCUGAGGUGAGGCUCCCUGGAUUAUACAGAGCCCGUAAGCUCCAAGCGCAGCAGGAAAGGCAUUGUGAGGCCCAGGGCUCCAGGCCAGGCUUUAAGUCCUCAGAGAGGUCCCAGAGGGAUUGGUCCCCAGAAAGAAAAAGCUCAAAACUUCCUACACAGGCCAGAGUUCUGGAGAAGUGUGGAUCACACAGGUCAGAGCCAAUGGGCAUUUCCAUCCAUCCUGAAAAGCCCAGGAGAGUCAGGCCACCAAGGGGCCCCACAGAACAACAGGAUGUCCAGGAAGAGGCUCCUCCUAGGGCCAAGCUCCCUGCUCCCAGGAACCCCAGGCCUGCAGCAGAAUCUAAGAGUUUGUGUGGCCGAGAAAGGGUCCGAGAGCCUUCCAGUGAGAACAGCAGAAGCAGGAAAAUGGUCAGGCCAGGGGUCUCCCAGAUGGCAGAGAGGGCUCCAAGCAGAGUGAGGACCUCAUACUCCAGGGUAGGCCACGACCUCUGGAAGAAGGAGCACACAUCCCAUGAGGCCUCUAAGCCCCUCAGACUCAAACGUCAGCAGCCCACUCACUGGAGAAGAGGAAGCUUGGAGCCUGCGGAGGGCAGAGGGGCUGGGCAGCAGUCUUCCUCCUGUUCCACAGACACCUCUAGCUUCAAAGGGAGUCUCCACUCUGCUGUAGCGAGGCUGAGCAUGACCCUUUUGAACAAGAUAUCCUGGUCCCCACACCUGGCGAAUCCCCGGCACUCAGCCCCCAAACUGAGCCUGAGGGAUCCUGAUCCUACCCUGCUUCCCAAAGUGGGUGAUCCGCAUGCAAGGGAGGACAGCAUUGGAGUCCACGCUUCUUUGAAGAGGGAACUUCAGCCACCAGGUCACUGCUGUGCUGGGGCCACUCUUCCCAAGACAGAGAGCCCCCAGGGUCAAGGGGAAACUGAGGACCCACACGGGGCCCCACAAAAUCCACCAGCCCCCAAAAAGUUUGGUUAUAUGAAGCAUUUGAGGUGUUUUCUGCUCCAACAUGGCUUUAGAAAGUAGGCCACAGGUGCCGAGUCCUCAGAACACAUCAGAGAAGGUGUGAGAGUGGCCUGCUCA
Ceratotherium simum simum (southern white rhinoceros) is the source of this 4861-nucleotide messenger RNA. Its product is annotated as chromosome unknown C22orf46 homolog. The record is from RefSeq and is a predicted model, not a curated record. NCBI's taxonomy places the organism in Eukaryota, Metazoa, Chordata, Mammalia, Perissodactyla, Rhinocerotidae.